UUGUGGAUGAUCUCCAUUGAUAAGGUUGAACCAACAUACAAAAAAGAAAAGAGAGGAGCUGGUUUAUAUUAGUUGUUUUCCUUUUGGCCAGAGACAUCACCAAUAUGGCUGAGGCUGUUGUUUCGUUUGUGGCUGUAAGGCUCGGAUACUUCAUUCAAGAAGCCAAAUUCUUGUAUGGAGUCGGGGAUAUCGUUGACUUUGCACAAACCGAGCUACAGUUUAUGAGGAGCUUUCUGAAAGAUGCAGAUAAAAGACAAGAGCAUGAUGAAACACUACGUAUCUGGAUUGCUAAAAUUGUAGAUGCUGCUUAUGAUCUCGAGGAUGUCGUUGAAGCUUAUACGUUGAAAGCGGUUUUAAAGAGGAGAGGGGGUAUUACGAUUACUCUGAAAAGGUUUUCUUGCAUCUUGAAAGAAGGAGUUGACCUUCACAAGAUUGGUACAGAAAUUGAGAACAUUACCACCAGAAUUUCAAAUUUGCGGUCGAGUUUGGAAACUUUCAACCUAAGAGAAAUAAGGGAGGACGGAGGUGCCGGUUCCUUGCAAUUGUACGAGAGGCAACACCUACUGAGGCGAAGUUACUCUCAUGUUAUUGAACCUGAUAUCGUUGGGUUGGAGGACAGUGCGAAGGAAGUGAUUAUGCAAUUGAUGAAAGAAGACAAAUGCCUUGUUGUUUCGAUUUGGGGCAAGGGCGGCUUGGGAAAGACCACUCUUGCGAAACAUGUCUAUCAUCAUAGUGAAGUUCGGCACCACUUUGUUGGUUUCGCUUGGGUGUGCGUAUCUCAAAGAUGUCAAGUUAGAAGUGUUUGGGAAGCAAUUUUAUUUAAACUCAUGUCUCCUACCACUGAGCAAAGAGAAGCAAUUGCAAAAUGGAGGGAUGAUGAAAUAGCCCAAAAGAUUUGUCUUACGCUUCAAGAUUCGAGAUGUUUGGUGGUCCUUGAUGACAUUUGGAGCAUCGAGGCGUGGGAGUCUUUAAAAGCUGCAUUUCCACACGGGGGAACAAAGAGCAGGAUAUUACUCACCACUCGCAAAAAAGCAGUCGCUUUGUGUGCUGAUAGAAAUGGUUUCCUCUACCAACCCCGACCACUAAAUGAGAACGAAAGUUGGGAACUGCUCAGUAAGAUAGCAAUUGCUGGAAAGGAUGAUACAAACUCUAGAAGCUAUGCUAAGAAGAAAGAAUUAGGAAAGAAGAUGCUUCAUCACUGUGGAGGUCUCCCAUUAGCCAUCACUGUGCUUGCAGGACUACUAGUUAGAAAAGACACGGAGAAUGAAUGGGAUAUGAUGUUAAAAAAUGCUGAAGAAUACAUAAGAAGAGGUGAAGGUCACGAAGAGGAAUACGCUGGUUCAUUGUGGAUCUUGAAAUUGAGUUAUGAUGAUUUACCGUAUUACUUGAAACUAUGCUUUCUAUAUUUGGCUCAUUUUCCUGAGGAUUCAUCCAUACCAGUGAAAAGACUAACUCAGUUAGGCAGAAGGUCUUGUACCUUUCACACAGCUAAGACCUGCAGGUUCAUUGGAAACAAUGGAGAUGUAUCAUACAGCUGCUUCAAUGAAUUGGUGGAAAGGUGUAUGGUUCAAGUUGGAGAUCAAGGUUCGAUUAGAAAGAUCAAAACUUGCCACCUUCAUGAUCUUUUGCGAGACUUGUGCUUGUUAAAGGCAGGUGAGGAAAACUUUCUCCAGAUUGUGAAUUUUUCGCACAGAAAUGAGGCAAUGUAUCUUUUUUCUUCUUCCACGGUAACCAAAGUAGCAUCAACGGAUAAAGUUAGAAGACUUGCAGUCUAUUUGGAGGGGAGUGCUGAUAAACUGGUUCCAUCAAGAGAUGAAAGUAAUGUUCACAUCAGGUCUUUGUCAUACUUUACCCCGGUUGACUGGACACCAAGAAAUAUAAAGUUACUACGGCCAAUUUUCAAGGACUUCAAACUGCUUAGAGUUUUAAAAUUGGAAAACAUGAAAAGAGUAGUAGAGCUAUCGAGGGAUAUUGGGAGCCUAAUCCACUUAAGGUAAGGUUUUUAAGUUUAUUCAACAGUGAUAUAAGACGGUUGCCAUCAUCCAUAGGUAAUCUGUUAUGUUUGCAAACUCUAGAUUUACGCUUAUAUGGCUCAACAGUUAUCCCAAAUGUUAUAUGGAAGAUGGACCAACUGAGACACUUAUAUUUACCCUUAAACUACAGUAUAAGUGAUAAUGAUAAACUAAGAUUGGCUCCUCUCCGCAAUUUGCAGACGUUACAAUAUGUUUCAACUCGCUAUUCUGAUUUGAAUGAACUUGCUGAUUUGAUAAGUCUGAGGAAACUGUUUAUAGAUGUGUACGAAUGUGAUUUGAGAAAUCUGGAGAAAAUCUUCAAGUCUACAAGCCUCAAAUUCAACCUUCUUCAGUCCUUAUCUGUGCGUAACUUGCGUGUGCAGGACUCGAGAGUUAUAUUGUUGAGAAAGUCAAGGAUCAUCAUCAAGAUACU
Molecule: messenger RNA, 2445 nt
Organism: Malus domestica (apple)
Lineage: Eukaryota; Viridiplantae; Streptophyta; Magnoliopsida; Rosales; Rosaceae
Product: putative disease resistance protein At1g50180
Biological process (GO): defense response to other organism
Molecular function (GO): ADP binding
Source: RefSeq, a predicted model, not a curated record